AUGGCAGACUCUGUAUUUGGCCCCUGUCUUGAAGGGAUAAAGCAUAUAAAAUCUGAACAAGGAGAUAUGAUGACCAAGCCUUUAUUGGAUGUCUGCAAACUCAUACUGCCCAUUUUAGAUAAAUUUGGAGCAGCUAUGACUGUGGUAAAAUCCGAUAUCAAUGGUAAUAUAUCGAGGCUGGAAUCUAAGUACGACUCGAAUCCCUCCAGAUUCAAUUACCUCUACAACUUGGUACAAGCCGAAGUCGAAACAAAAUCCGCUAAAGCAUCGUCUAGCUGUACCAACGGUCUCCUUUGGCUGACGAGAGCAAUGGAUUUUCUUGUAGAAUUGUUUCGUAAUUUAGCUGAUCAUCAAGAUUGGUCGAUGUCUCAAGUUUGUAAUGAUGCGUACGGCAAGACCUUGAAGAAAUGGCAUGGUUGGCUAGCAAGCUCAAGUUUUACGGUUGCGAUCAAACUUGCGCCGGAUAGAAAGAAGUUCAUGGAUGUUAUAGGCACAGAAGGCGACAUCUAUGGUGAUAUGCAGAAAUUCUGCACGAAUUUCUCGCUGAUUCUUGGGGAUGUUCAUAAGUUCCUGGCAAGUGUGGGACUGGACAAUAUGAAGGCUUCAUGA
Molecule: messenger RNA, 609 nt
Organism: Striga hermonthica
Lineage: Eukaryota; Viridiplantae; Streptophyta; Magnoliopsida; Lamiales; Orobanchaceae
Source: the annotation of a GenBank genome assembly